Messenger RNA from Serinus canaria (Common canary), 3028 nucleotides. RefSeq names its product mitochondrial tRNA translation optimization 1 (gene MTO1). Gene Ontology annotation, cellular component: cytosol. Gene Ontology annotation, biological process: tRNA wobble uridine modification; tRNA methylation. The record is from RefSeq and is a predicted model, not a curated record. Bases 135 to 2459 code for a protein of 774 amino acids. Gene Ontology annotation, molecular function: flavin adenine dinucleotide binding. NCBI's taxonomy places the organism in Eukaryota, Metazoa, Chordata, Aves, Passeriformes, Fringillidae. The transcript is spliced from 12 exons.
GCGACUCCCCUAAGAAACGAAACCCGGCGAGCGGGGCGGAGGCGAGAUGCUGCCCGGCGCGCCAACUUCAGCCCGGGCACAGGAUAGCUCAGGCAGCAACAACCAAGCUACGGCCUCCCUCCAAUCCGAGGGGAAUGUUUUCCCGCUUCUGGGCGACCCCGCCCGCCCGCGGGGCGAGGACACGUGAGCCCCGGCGCCUCCCGCCUUUUCCAGCCGCACGGGACGCCAGGACGGGCGGCCGCGGGGAGGUGCUCGGCCGCUCUGCCUCUUCCCCCGGCUCCGCCUUUCGUUCCCGGGCGGGGGAGCCGCGGCGGUGCUCCCGCCCCUGCUCCCGCUGCCGGGAGGGCCGGCCCAGCCGCCAUGUUCCUGCGGAGCGGCUGCCGCCGCCUGCCGCUGCCCCCGGCGCCUCGCCCCUGGCACCGCCGGGCUGGCAGCGAGGUCGGGGCGGCGGCAGCGCCGCGCUACGAGGUGGUGGUGAUCGGCGGGGGCCAUGCGGGCACGGAGGCUGCGGCGGCGGCCGCUCGCGGCGGGGCCUGCACGCUGCUGCUCACGCACAGGAUCAGUACCAUCGGGGAAAUGUCCUGCAACCCGUCCUUCGGCGGCAUCGGGAAGGGGCACCUCAUGCGGGAGGUGGACGCCCUGGACGGGCUGUGCGGCCGCGUGUGCGACCGCUCCGGCGUUCACUACAAGGUGCUGAACCGCUGCAAGGGCCCGGCCGUGUGGGGCCUCCGCGCGCAGAUCGACCGCGGCCUCUACAAGGAGAACAUGCAGUUCGUGAAGCGUCUGUGGAGGAUCUUCUCUUGACAGAGCCAGAACCAGGUCGUCCUGGGAAAUGCCAAGUCACAGGAGUUGUUCUGGGGGAUGGGAGCACAGUACGUGCUGGGAGCGUUAUCCUGACCACCGGUACAUUUCUGAGGGGUAUGAUCCACAUCGGCCUGGAGAUGCACCCGGCGGGGCGGCUGGGGGACCAGCCAGCCAUCGGGCUGGCUCACACUCUGGAGAAUCUGGGCUUUGCUGUGGGCAGGCUGAAGACUGGGACACCGCCCCGACUUGCCAAGGAUACCAUUGACUUCAGUGGUCUGGAGGAACGUGCAGCUGACAACCCUCCAGUGCCGUUCAGCUUCCUCAGCGAGGCCGUGUGGAUCAAGCCGGAAGAUCAGCUAUCCUGUUACCUGACUCGCACGAACCUGAAGGCCCAGCAAAUUAUCCGCGAUAACCUCCACCUGAACAGCCACGUCAGGGAGACAACCAGGGGCCCACGGUACUGUCCCUCUCUUGAGUCAAAGGUUCUUCGCUUCCCAGACCGAGAACAUCAGGUGUGGCUGGAGCCUGAAGGCUUGGAUUCCAAUGUCAUUUACCCCCAGGGCAUGUCCAUGACACUGCCACCUGAGCUCCAGGAGCAGGUGAUCAAAUCUGUCCCAGGCUUGGAAAAAGCCAAGAUGUUACAGCCAGGCUAUGGGGUGCAGUAUGACUUUUUAGACCCCCGACAACUGACCACUUCUCUCGAGUCGCGUCUUGUUCAGCGCCUCUUCUUUGCAGGCCAGAUAAAUGGCACAACAGGCUAUGAAGAAGCUGCGGCUCAGGGUGUGAUUGCUGGGAUCAACGCGUGCCUGCGGGUUCAGGGCAAGCCCCCGUUCACCGUCAGUCGCACCGAGGGCUAUGUGGGAGUGCUGAUCGAUGACCUCACGGCGCUGGGCACCAGCGAGCCCUACCGCAUGUUCACCAGCCGCGUGGAGUUCCGCAUGGCCCUGCGGCCCGACAACGCUGAUGCCAGGCUCACUCACAGAGGGUUUGAAGAAGCCGGGUGUGUGUCACAGCAGCGAUAUGAACAAGCAGUUAAGAUGAGAGCUGCAUUAGAGGAUGGGAUCGCAACACUAAAAUCGCUUCAGUUCAGCAUAUCCAAAUGGUCCCAGUUACUGCCAGGAGCUCCCAUAAGUAGCAAUCGCAGGUCACCUGUCAGUGCCUUUGAUGUCCUUCAGUAUCAAGGUGUCAGCAUGGAGAUUCUGGCAAAGGCUAUCCCAGAGCCCCUGGGCAAGCUUGCUCAAUGGAGAGAGCUGGCAGAGAGAUUGAAAAUAGAAGCUGCUUACGAGUGGUGUGUAGUCAGUCAGCAGCAGGAAAUGGAAGAGGUGCGUCGUGAUGAGGCGCUCCAGCUGCCAGACGACCUGGAUUUCUUUGCCAUUGAUGCCUCACUCUCAGCAGAGGUGCGGGAGAAGCUGGACGCAAACCGCCCCCAGACGAUUGGUGCAGUCAGCCGUAUCCCUGGAAUCACACCAGCUGCUAUUGUUAACCUGCUGAGGUUUGUGAAAACCAAUCACCGGAAGACAGAGAAACUAAAAACUGUGCCUCCGUCUGGGGAGUGCUUCCCAGGGAAAAUGUACUCAGGCAAAGCAACUUCACAAAGACAGAUUUCAGCAGAGUUUGCUGAAGAGGAGACAAAGUUUGUUAAAACCCCUUUGUAGAGAAUGGCGCUGAUCCUGCCAGACUUUGUGGCAAGAUCCCCUCCUGAGCCUCUUCCCAGAUAACACCCAUGCCGGCUGGAUCCAAAGCAGUUGUAGUUGGGUUCUGUGGCAGUGUCAUUGCAUAGAACAAAGAUGAUGAAUGCACAAAGUAAAUGCUCAGAAACCUAAAUACAGCCUGUGAUUUUGCUGAUAUAAACAGAGAGACAGGAGAACUGCUUUUGAAAUUCCACUCAUUUGGAAGACUUUGGAUAGUCAAAAUCUGUAUCUUGUAAAGAACAGUGUUUAGUUCUUCUGAAAUGAGUAAGAAAUGUUACCAUGCAAAGCCCAUGGCAGCACAAGAGGAUUGGAGCCGAAAAGUGUGUUCCAUUGAGUUCAGGACUUGUGUUCAUAGCUGUGCAGUGACUACACGCAGGCUGGUGUCUCAGUGUGGUAUCAGCCAGCAGGAAACGGUUGGCUAUGGAAACGUGUGCCACACAAAUAUUUAAAUUUAUGUAGGAGACUGAAUGUAAGCACCACAUCCUGCAGAUGUUUUUCUAUUUUAAAAUAAAUAAAGCUUAUCUUGAAACUUG